AUGGGCGUACUUGAUGAUAUUAUGCUUGACUCUCGGCUGGCCAUGCAGCAGCUCCAGUAUUUUGCCAGGACAUACCAGCCGGAAGCGGCAAAAGGGCUGUUGCAGGUCAUGCGACAAUCUAUACUUCAACCGGAUUUGCUGCACUACAACGCGGCCCUGACAGCACAGCGGCGUGCUGAGCACUGGCAGAGUGCUCAAGUGAUGCUGUGCGAGAUCUACCAGGCUGCCAUGGAGCCAACUACAAGGAGCCUCAAUGCCUUGCUGGGUGCCUCCAAGCUAUGGCGCCGCACGGCUCUCCUUCUGCAAGCGAUGCGCAGCAGCUACUCGGGUGAUGCCUGCAGCUACAGUGAUGCGAUGAAUGCCUAUCGCCGUGGGUCCCAGUGGAAUCUGGCUCAGCAAAUCUUUGCAGAGAUGCCCCAGAAGCAGGUGCAGCAGAAUGUCUUCCACUUCAACGAGGUCAUGUGCAACAUCCUCCAGGAGGAGAAGCAGUGGGUCUUGGUGCUUCAACUCUAUGAUGCUAUGGGUGCGACUGGAGUGAUUGGGGACGUGACGCUGCGGAAUUCUGCGCGUCGACUGGGCAAUUGGCCUCUAGCCUUGUCCUUGGGCAUUGAGGAAGUGGUCGGAACCACUGCUCUGUUGAAAAGCGUGGGUUCAGGCACCGCCUGGUCUGCAGCUCUAAACUUGCUGGCGUUGGCGAGUGCACGAAGGCUCAGCGACGGUAUCUGCUUCAAUGCAGCUGCUGACAGCUGCAGUGGCAUAUGGCCAAUGGCAUUUCACCUGUGCCAGGUGGAUGCUUUUGGCCUAGCAACCGCUGCUUGUGCGGCUGAAGCCGGAGAGGCAUGGCGGAUGGCUUGGCAGUUGGAGGCCAAAGCGCAGGCCUUGGGCCUGGAGAUCGGCCUGUUCGACAGGCCAACACUGCCACCAGCUAGCCAAUCAGGCAACAGGCCCAGCUGGCAGCAGACCUUGCAGCGGUGGCAGGCCUUUCAGAGGUCCAAUGGGCUGGAUGCUUCCAGAUGGCAUGAGGCACUUCACAUGCGAGGAGGCAAUGCAAACACAUUGUUGACCGUUGCUGCCCGUGCUGCAGAUGUGGAGCAGCAGUGGGAAUUUGCGCUGUGCGCAUUUCUGAAUUCGUCUUGUGCCAUGAGUGGGACCAGACUGGCCAACUCAGUGGCCACUGCAUGUGCCCGUCGGCUUCAGUGGGCGGAAGCUUUCAGGUUUUUGGGCUCUAUGCCUUUGUGGAGGAUGGAGCCCAGAGCAGCAGGCUUCAAUGCUGCAAUCAGUGCCAGUGCUACAAGCCGGCACUGGAUGCAAUCCUUCUGGAUGGUCCGACGCAUGCUUUCUCAAAAGCUCAUACCAGAUGAAAUCAGUUUUGGCACCCUACUAGACUCGGUGGCCGAAGACUGGAGACAUGAAGCCUUUGAGGUGUUGAUGAGUGUUGAGAGCUCUGUGGCACCCUGGUCGCCCAGCUUCCUCCCAUGGGCGAUGGCCAAGCUCAGGCUUCGUCCAGCCCCGGCACGCCUCGUGCACGCCUUUGCCGCGGCCCUCCGCGGCACGCGGUGCCGGGCAGCCGACGUGGUGGCGCUCGCAUGGGCGGCGGCGACGUUGUGCGUCUACAGCCGGCCACUGGCACAGAAAGUCGCCACAGAUGCGCGACAGUGCAUGGCAGACUUCAGCAAUGAGGAGUUGCGGGUCUUGGCAGUUGCCCUUCAAUCUUUAAACCCUCAGCUGCUGCCAGAGAUUUGGGCCGAAGUGGCCAGGCGCUUGGAGACUGGAGCUUGGCUUACCUCAGGGUCAGAUUGGCAGGACUUGCUGGGCGUUCUGGGUGCGCGGCCCCUCAAGGCACGAGAGCCUCGUGCCGUGACCUUUGCACCUGGGGGAGCAGAGCCUCAGGUCCUCCUCGACCUGAGCGACCGGGUCGUGGUGUUCAAGCCGGUGGGCUGGGAAGUCUACAACGACCAUGGCCACAUGCAACUCAUCGACUUCGUGCGAGCAAAAGUGGGGGACUUGAUGAUCUUCCGGGAUCCCAGCAGAGACAUGGGCUUCUUGCACCGCUUGGAUGUGCCGAGCUCCGGUUUGCUCUUAGCUGCGAAAGGCUAUGAGGCACAUGCGGAUCUCCAGCUGCAGCUUCACACAGGUCAGCUGCAAAGAGAAUACAUUGUCCUUUGCCACGGCUUCCUCCCCGACAUGCGUCGUCUCAUUGACGCCCGGCUCUGGGACUUGACGCCUCUCACCGAAGCGGGGCUCGGAAAGGCGGCGUCGACACGGAUGAAGGUCGCUUCGUAUGUUCACUUUCCUGCCGGUGCUUUGGCCUUGACAGUGGUCAUGAUCAGGAUUGACACUGGCCGCAAGCACCAGAUCAGGAGCCACAUGGCGCACGUUGGGCAUGCGAUUCUCCGUGAUGGACGGUACUCCAGUGUAGCAACGUUCCGUGCAGAUCGGGUCCUUUGCAAUGGCAGCUUUUUGCAUCGACAUCGACUGCGCUUCGCAGCAGGUGGCGAGUGGUCCCCUUGCCUUCGGAAUUGGAAGCUGCCCUGCGGCGGCUGUUUGCUGGACCUGCUGGACCUGCUGGACCCGCCGCGCGCGAAAGCCCGAACCUUGGCGGAGCCUUCUUCAAAGGGCACCAAAACCAUUCGUGAGUACAAGAAGAAUUGA
Molecule: messenger RNA, 2652 nt
Organism: Durusdinium trenchii
Lineage: Eukaryota; Dinophyceae; Suessiales; Symbiodiniaceae
Source: the annotation of a GenBank genome assembly